CGCUGCCUUAAGGAGCUCCCCUUCACUACCUCAUCGUAGCCUGUACUUUCGCUGAUUCAAGUUCCAGUAAAAAGACGAAUUCAUAUUACUCAAGAUCAGGAUUCAUUAUCGCUUUCAUGUUAUAUGGCAAAUCACGUAUGGACUGGAAUAGCGUUACCUUCGACACGACAGGGGACGAACUGAUCGAUACAUCUCAUGAUCUCCGAUAAGGACGGACUUGGCACUGUACUAUGCAGUGUGAUAUUUGUUUAAGGAACCCAAGCUCAAAAUUGCCUUUUUAUUGCACGACAUGCGCACGCGCUGCAGUUUAUGAAGUUCGCAUAGAACAUGCCCGGACACUCCUUCACAGAGAGGCGCUUGGUCAUCAAAUCGAUAAUAUCGUUUCCGGAAAAUCUGGGGAAGGGAACGCCAAGGGCGGUUUGAAAGACGUCAACAACGUUGAGCAAGGUUUAGAGAGCAAUGCAUCAGCUCGGUGGACCCUCGAGAUAAAUAAGACCGCUAUACAGCAGUCUACUGGGCGGGUUCAAGAGCUCACUGACCAUGCAGAAGUUCUGCGGAAAGAGAUCUCAAAUGGCCGAGCAGAAAUCAAUAGGCGGAGGGCAGCACUCGCGCGUCGUCGCUCUGAUAUCUCAUCUAUAACUCAUGAUAUUGGUAUUCGCCGAGAAGCGGCGGCUGCAUCGGUCGAGAAAAGCAUUAAACGAACCGGGUAUAGAUGGGAUUCACUGCAUAAUAAGACCGUUGAUGCUCGAGUGUUCCUUUGUCGAGAAGCGGCGAACCUGUAUGGCCUUCGACAACGUCGACGGAGAAAAAAUGGUGUCAUUCGGGAGGACUAUAGCAUCGGAGGCGUUGGUAUUGUUGAUCUGAGAGACUUGAAUGGAGUGACACCAGCUCAGAUAACUACGUCGAUGACCAGCCUUGCGCAUCUUCUUGUGCUAACCUCACAUUACCUACUCCUCCGUCUGCCUGCCGAGAUUGUUCUUCCUCACCGUGAUUAUCCGUUGCCGACGAUCUUUUCACCAACUUCUUCUUAUUCUUCGCGAGAAGUCCCGUUUCCUGGCUAUCCUCUUCCGCAGUCCUCCAUCUCAAGUCCACCAGAGUCACGCUCCGGUGAAAUUAAACAGUUACCUCGACCGCGACCCUUGUUCCUUGAUCGGCCUCUUCCUUUGUUGGCUAAGGAGGAUCCCCAAGGAUACUCGCUAUUUAUUGAAGGCGCCACACUUCUGGCAUGGGACGUCGCAUGGGUAUGUCGGACACAGGGACUGCACGCUGGAACCAACACCUGGGAGGAGAUAUGCUCUCUAGGUAAAAAUCUUUGGCAGCUGCUCGUUGCCCCUCCCUUUCAACCUUCCCCUAAGCCCUCAACAAUGGCAUUACCUCGGAGCCCUUCAAGCAAGGAUAUUCUCAACCGGCAAGAACCCGCCAAAGACCUUUCAACACCGCCAAAAGAGCAGACGUCCGCUGCCGCUGCCCCUUCAACUACCCCUUCUGCAGCCGUUUCCAAGAGGCUCUCACUUGGACAUUACUCGCACGGCACAUCCCAUUCAUUCCUCAACGGUGCAGAGGGCUCGGAGUAUAUGCGCACUUGGAAAUUACAAAGCCCGAUGAAAAUUGUCGAUCGGGUCAAGGCCGCUCUUUUGGGCGAACUAGCCGGUGCUGAGUGGGAGGUCCUUGAUGAGCAUGAAUGGGAAGAUAAUCCUCUAGAGAGCGGUAAUGGGGCAGAAGCAAAAGCGGCAAUCCCAGCAUCGGCUGCCGGCAUUGAGAAGGGCGCUCGCCCUCUAUCAAAAACUUCAGCUACUCACGAUGUCCCGAUUCAGUCCAAAGCGUCAACUGUAGCCACGCAAGGCUCGAACCAAUCAAAUCCACUGGUGCCAAAGCAAAUCAUAGGUGCUAACCAAGAUCAAGCUGCGGAGCGGGCGGACGGGAGAGCAAAAGGCACCAGUGGGUGGACUAAAUUAAAGAAUAGAUGAUCAUUCAAUCGAUUGUUGUUGGGAAUUGAGCUCAUCUAGACACGGUCGAUUUAAAAUGGAAACGCUUUCUCGGCGAACAUGGAGUCUUCGGCUUGUUCUUUUGUCCGCAUAGCAUUUUCUGCUGUUAUUCUUUCAGGACUUGUCGUUUCAUAAACCUUGUUGGACACAUGAAAUAUGGUGAAUAGGAAGUUCAGGGGUUAGAUUGGGAGCACAUAUUGGGAUUUUUACUCAUCUGGAUGAAUGAUCUUCAUGAACACAUGCAUGGCAGCAUCUUCUCGAAUGCGAUCAAAUGGCUGCGUGUGGAGAAACUGGGAGUUAGAGAUUCGGCGUAUUGUAUUUCCGGUCCUUGAACAUUAUUUCCCUUCUCCGCUCCUCAGGGGAUUUCCUUCCUCUUUUUCUACAUUUUUAUUUAAGUUUUAUAAUUCUACUCUAUUGAAUGGGCAUUAA
Xylona heveae TC161 is the source of this 2414-nucleotide messenger RNA. RefSeq lists its product as hypothetical. The record is from RefSeq and is a predicted model, not a curated record. The annotation marks the transcript as partial. The transcript has 2 exons. Lineage: Eukaryota; Fungi; Ascomycota; Xylonomycetes; Xylonales; Xylonaceae. Gene Ontology annotation, cellular component: lytic vacuole; endosome. Gene Ontology annotation, molecular function: SNARE binding. Gene Ontology annotation, biological process: SNARE complex assembly.